Molecule: messenger RNA, 1113 nt
Organism: Aphanomyces invadans
Lineage: Eukaryota; Oomycota; Saprolegniomycetes; Saprolegniales; Verrucalvaceae
Exons: 9
Coding region: 37-1113 (358 amino acids)
Source: RefSeq, a predicted model, not a curated record
CAGACAUCCCCCACAUGGCUAACAACAACUUCAGUUAUGGUUGAAUUUGCCCAACGCAGUAUGCGCGUCAUUUGCGCUGCAUGCGGCCCACGAGGUUCCAAGCUAUCCAAUUGGUCGCCCGAUCGCCUGGACGCAAUAUUUGAGGCACUCUUUCGUCGCUUCGACCAUGAAGUGGCAGAAUGCACGAUGUAUGUGCUGUUUCCGCAGAGCGUUCCAUUCAUCCAACUUCCCUUCGACUCGCUCACCACGUUACACGGCAUCCUCGCAGCUCAACCCAGCGUCACGAACUGCGUCGGACGUGUGAUUCUUUGGAGGUCGGACGUGGUUUACUCUGAACUGGACAUGCCUCAAACCAGCCUUGUGUUUGAAUGGUUCUCUUUCGUCGGCCAUGGUCCUUCGUACGAAACCAUCUACAUUGACGGCGACAGAUUUCAACUGCUCGUUGUUCCGGGCGCGCGUCGCGACUCCUUGAGCGUGUGGUCCAUUUGCAUGCUCUCUCGUUGCGUGGAUGAUGCGGUCACUGCACCUGACCAAGCCCAUUCCUAUGUGUUGGAUGCAAUUCAGGCGGCCCUUCCACUGCCACAUGCAACCAUUACAGGCCACGUCAGUGUGGUGGCGUACGACAUCGUUGGGAGAUCAGUCCUAUCUUCCGUCGAGAGUCUCUCAGAAGGGCCGGAGAGGCACCUCUUCUUUCAGCAUGUGGCUCGCUUGCGGGGUGAAUUCGCCUAUGCCCAGACAAUGCAUGACAUGCUGCGCGCGAAAGUCGUCGACCAGCCCCACGACCUGGUCCAACGAGUCGCCGACCCCCUGCACUUAAAUGACGACCACGAGCUGAAUACAGACGAAGGCGACGCAUGUCUGUUGUCGUCGCGGUGGAGUCAAUUCCGCCCCGAUCCCAUUUUGUGCCACCCCAUCACGCAGGCCACGGCCCGUGUCCAGCUCAACAACCGUGAAUUUUGGGUCAUUGGCCAUCGAUACGCCGCGUACGAGUUGUUUGCGUGCGUGGACGCCGCGGCGGCGCUGCCUUUGGCCAUCACGGAGCUCGUCCAAAUCGCAUGGGAUCAACUGGUGUCUGUGCAGCCCACGGCGAUUCGAGGUGGUAACGCUGGAUAA